Sorex fumeus (smoky shrew) is the source of this 945-nucleotide messenger RNA. Its product is annotated as MORF4 family-associated protein 1-like. Bases 44 to 337 code for a protein of 97 amino acids. Lineage: Eukaryota; Metazoa; Chordata; Mammalia; Eulipotyphla; Soricidae. The transcript is spliced from 2 exons. The record is from RefSeq and is a predicted model, not a curated record.
AGCAGCCGCCCGGCGCGCCCCCCCCCCCCCAGGCGGCGGCGACAUGCGGCCCGCGGACGUGGUGGAGCUGGCGGAGCCCGAGGAGGUGCAGGUGCUGGAGCCCGAGGAGGACUUCGAGCAGUUCCUGCUGCCGGUCAUCGGCGAGCUGCGGCCGCGCGGGAAGCUGUGGGCCGUGGACACGCUGCUGGUGCGGAUGCAGGCGCAGGGCCAGGCGGCCGAGGGCGCCCGCGGGGACGCGGCCCCCGCCCCGGCCCCGGCCCCGGCCCCGGAGGUGGCCAAGAUGGCCGAGAUGCUGGUGCAGCUGGUGCGGCGGAUCGAGCAGGGCGAGUCGGCGUGAGCGCGCCGGCCGACGCGGAGCCCGGCCGACCCGAGGAGCUGGCGCCGCCGAGCGCGCCCCCGCCCCGCCCCCGCCCGCGCCCCCGCCCGCCCCGGUCCAGCCUCGCCGUCCACUGCCCCCGCCUGCAGCGGCUUGGCCCUCCGCGAGGCCCCCGCGUCCCGGUGGGGGGCAGGAAGCGUCCCCCCGGGGGACCCGAGGACGUGGGCAGCACCGGCAGCAGGACGGCCUGACCAUCGUGUGGGAACGUGGACGGGAAGCUGGACCGGAGGCCCGGCGCGGAGGGGGACGUUUCGGUUUCACGUGGCUCCUCCCCGAUGUCAACUGGUCGAUUCCUUGAUCGGACACGGAACCUGGACCGGAGCCGAGGUCUCGGCGUGUGGACGGACGGGCGCGAGGACCCGCUGCCCUCCGGAGAAUCCGGGCGGAAGGAGUGGGGGCUGCGGGGGGCCGGGGCCGGGGCGAGAGCAGAGGCUGUUGACUUGGGCCUUGGAGUGGACAGGCCCGGGUGUCUGCGAGGUUCGGGGGUGUCCGGCUGUGAGUCCCCUUAAGUAGCAGACCCGACGAGUAUUUAAGGUCGAAACCCUGCCGUGUAUAAAAGUCACAAUAAA